Messenger RNA from Adineta steineri, 3615 nucleotides. The record is from the annotation of a GenBank genome assembly. NCBI's taxonomy places the organism in Eukaryota, Metazoa, Rotifera, Eurotatoria, Adinetida, Adinetidae.
AUGCCGCCAAUUAUUUAUUGUACGGUAUUUUUAUUAUUAAUUAAUUUUUACAUUGAACCAACAACAUGUGCUAUGCCUGCAUAUAUACAAAAUCUUGAACUUGAUGAUAUCACAUCUUUGUGGGAUAAAUUUCCAAUAAUAAUUGAUAAAAUCAAAGAAGCUGUCAAUCGUUUUCGUUGUCCAAAAGGAUGGCGACGUUUAGGUGGUUCUUGUUAUUAUUUAUCGAAUACAACAUCAACGCCUACUGAAGCUAAUCAUACAUGUAAUCUACUACAUUCAAAUCAUUCAAAUUUAAUGCAAAUACGUAAUACAGUAGAAUUAUUCUAUGCAGCUCAUGUUUUAACUAAAAAUAAUUUACCAUCAUUAAUGAUUGACAUUGAUCCAAAUUUAUUGAAAGGGAAACAUAUUGCAGAAAUUUUAAUGGAUGAUCAAGGACGAUGGCGACGUAUGAAAGAUAAAUUUACUAAACUUCGUGAUAAAUAUUAUAAAUUAAAAGAAAAAGUUCUUGAUCAAUUAGAUCAAGCUGGUUUACGUAUAUCAAGACGUUCGAAAAAAAUUAAACAUACUGUUAAAAAACAUAAACAAAAAUUAAUUGGUGAUGAUAAUGAAGAACAACAACAGAAUAUAUCGAAUUCGACUAUUUCUAAUACUACAAUUGAAGAAUAUGAAUAUGAUGAUCUUGAUUCAAUAGAUGAUGCUGAUGAAUUUGAAUCUAUUGAAGAUAUUAAAGGAAUAUGUGAUCAAAUAGGAUGGAAUGUUAUUCAUAAUGAUUCGACAAUUUAUCUUCUAACAACUUAUUUAGAAGCGGAUAAUAUUGUAUGUUCAUUGAGCAAUGUUGAACCGGAUAUAGAAUAUGAACAUGCAUGUGAAUAUGUACUCGAUUUUUGCUUUGCAAAUAUUGUAUGUGGCGAACAUGGACGUUGUGUAAAUACAUUAUCAGGUUUCAAGUGUUCCUGCUCAUUUUUAUACGGUGGUCUCCUUUGUGAAAGAGUUUCAAAACAAGGUCAACAAAUUAUAAUUGGACUUGUCAUGAUUUUCUUCAUUUAUGGAUUAUCAUUCAAACCAAUUCGAUGGCUACUAAUUAAGAUUGUUCGAGCUAUCUCAAAUUGUUGCAAAGCAUAUCUUAAAAUUUAUAAGCACAAUAGACGAAUUAAAAAGCUAAAAAAGAAAGACGAUAAACUAAAAUUAGUAUCUGGUAAUAGAGAAGACGAAAAUGACCAUAAAACUACCAAAGAUGAAAACCUAGAAAUACCAAUUGUUGUUCAAGAGCGUCGUCAAACACUUCAUGAGCAAAUUAUGAAUUUUAUUUCACCGCGAAAUAUUGACCCAUUACAAAAUCCUAAUAAACGUGAUCUUGUUCGAUUAUGUUGGGUUGGUGGAUUGAGUGUAUUCUUUCUAUCAAUAUUAUUUAUUGUAACAACAGUAACACAUUUUACUUCAUUUAAAUACGAUAUAACUGAUGAAACAAAAUUAGAAGUAUUAGCUAAUGAUACUAUUCGAUUAGUAGCACAAUGUGAAAAAAUAGCAGAUUAUCGUAUGGGAAAUUUAAUAUUUUUUCCAUUUGCACUUACACUAAUAUUGAUUUUUUCAUGGUCGGUUAAACGUGAAAACCUAUGUUUAUCUGUAUGUGAUGGUCGACCAGGUUUAAUACCACCAAUUGAACCAUUUCGAACAGCAAAUCGUUUUACAACAGCAACAGUUUUUGGAAUACUUGCAUUUGAAGUACUGAAAAUAUUUGAAGAAGUUGCAUUUAGUACAGCAGAUCCAUCACAUCAUGGUGUUCUUAUUGAUUUAGUUCAAGGAAUAGCAGUUGUUAUUCUAGUUGGACUUCGAUAUUAUCCGGUGCUUGCGUCGCUACAAUUGCGUAAUGUCGUUCCACGAUUUUUUAUUUCUCUAUAUAUGUUAGGUGAUAUUGCUUAUACGAUCGUACGAGAAGGAUCAUGUAUGGGAUUUUUACCAUUAUCAAAAUAUUAUUCAGCUGUAGAAGAAGCAAAAUUAAGAAUGGAACUUGGUACAUGGUUUAUAAUUUAUGGUUUAAUAAAAAACACUCCUCAUUUUAUCUUUCUUGCAUAUAUUGGUGCUGAAUUAUGGGUACGUUUUGUAUAUGAUUCGAUCUAUGUACCCUUAAGAAAAAAUCAAAGUAUAUGGAUAUCACCUGUUGCUCAACCCGAUGAAUUUGAAUUUUCAAAAUAUUAUGUUAGAAAAUUAUUUCGACGAAAUAUUGCACUUGCUCAAAUAAACUAUUCAAAAAAAAAGUACAAAAAAAAAGCUAGUAAAACACGUGUCAAAGAUUUUAUUCGUUCAAUUUAUACUUGGGAUGAAGAUUUUCGUUUUACAACAAUGGCAACAUGUACAUAUGCAGUUGCAAUUGUUUUUCUAUAUUAUUUAGCAUGUACAUUCGUUUUUCUAUAUAUAUCAAGAACAACAGGUCAUUUUGCAUUUCUAAGAUUUUAUCUUGAAUCAAUGUUAAAUAUUGAAAUCAAAGGACUUUUUUCAUUAAAAUUAGAAAUAAUUAUGAGUGCAAUUAUUACGGUUAUUAUAUAUGCAUGUCAAUUAUUUGUUGGUAUGAAAAAUUAUAAAUUACAUCGAAAAGAUCUAUAUAAAGGUAUUUAUGAAAAUAUUCCAUCACCUGCGAAUUUUAAACCAAAUGCUAUUGCAUCAAAAUCUGUUCAUUAUUCUGGUUUUCUUGUUGGUUAUAUGGCAUGGGGUUUUGUCAUAUGUUUUCAUUUAAUAUUAUUUAUAUUAACUUUAAUACGAUUUAUUUCUUUACAAAUGCGUUAUAUUGAAGUGGUACUUGCUAUAACUGUACCUGUACUUGUUAUUUAUUUAUUAAAAAUGGGUAGUAUAUCAACAGCUGGAAAAUUUUUAUUCAUUCAAGAUAUGGAUGAAAAACUUAAUUUAAAAAAUCGUAAAACUUAUGCAAUAUUUCUUUAUUUUAAUUUUUUUGCUGAUUGUUUUCUUGGUAUGGCUUCGUGUGUCAUACGUUUAAUUAAAGCAACUUUUCUUAAUGUGGUUUAUAUGGCACGACUUGAUUGUAGUUUUCUUGGACGACCAUUAGAAAAAUUUGAUAUUGGUUUUGCUGCUUAUGUUUCGUAUUUACAUAUGGAAGUUACUCAUACAAAUCCAAUUAUGCUCGCUUUUUGUUAUUCAUUAUAUGAUGAUGUUAUUAAGCGACGACCUAAUCAAUGUUAUGAUGACGAAUGUUGUAUUGCACCAGGUGAACUCGGUGAUGAUGUAGUUGACGUAAGAGCAAAAGUGAAUGUAUCACCACCAACAAUAAAGCGUAAUACAAAUGGAACAUCCUCAAAAAAGACAAAAGUACCUUCACAAAAGAUUGUAUCACCAUCAAAAUCGAAAUUAGAUAGACAAAUUUCAGUUGUUGAUCAGCACGAUGAUGAUGAUGAGCAAGGUCUUUCAAUAAGAGACAUAACACCAAAAAAGAAAUCACCAAGUUCAUCAAUAAGCUCUAAUAGAAAUAGUCAGAAAUCUAAGCAACGAAAAUCAAGUGUCGAUAAUAAUAUUGAUAAAGAACAGAAAGAUGAUGGCAGUCAUUCAUCACCAGAUAUCUCAGCAAUUGCUCGUCUUAUUCCUCAACAUCGACCUAUUUUACCACCA